GGCAUUCCUGGCCGGUAGAGCGGAAGCGGAAGCGGAAGCGGCGGCCAUGCGGGCCCCGGGGCCGUGCGCGGAGUGCGGGGCGGCGGGCGCGGCCCGGUACCGCUGUCCGCGCUGUGCAGCCGCUUACUGCUCCGUGCCGUGCUGCCGCAGCCACCGCGAGCGCUGCGCGCCCGCUGCCCGGCGGGAGGAGGAGGAGGAGGAGGAGGAGGAGGAAGCCGGGCGGGGAUCGCCCCCGGGCCCCGGCGCUCCGGAGGACAUCCCGGGCGAGGAGGAGGAGCAGGACCGCGUCCCGCCGCAGAAACUGCAGCUGCUGGGGGAGUCCGCGGAGCUGCGGGAGCUGCUGCGGAACCCGCACCUGCGGCAGCUGCUGCUGGGGCUGGAGCGCGCGCGGGACAGGAGCGCGCUGCUGCGGCGCCUGAUGCGGGAGCCGCUCUUCGCCGAGUUCGCCGACUGCUGCCUGGCCAUCGUGGAGCCCCCCGAGGAGAAGGAGAACGUGCUGCCCCACUGAGCUGCGGGGCCAGCGGGCUUUGCGUCCUUCGGCAUCGAGGUUUUUGUUGUGUGGGCUUUGCCAGAGCUGCGCUCGGUCACUGUGCCCUCAGUGUCGGUGCUCUGAGCUCAGUCUGGAGCUGACAGUGCUCUGAGCUCAGCUGGCUGCUGGGACUCAUUUCUGUAUCCUUACCUGCAUGGAAAUUUGGGAUUGGAGUGGGGGGUUGAACUGGACACUCUGUGGGUUUCUUUCUGUUCCUUCUGCAGCCACAGGAAAUGUUACUUCACAGUGACAAUAUUAAAUAUAUUCGCAUUUAUUUUAA
This is a messenger RNA of Passer domesticus (house sparrow), 809 nucleotides long. It is a transcript of the gene ZNHIT3, whose product is annotated as zinc finger HIT-type containing 3. The record is from RefSeq and is a predicted model, not a curated record. Gene Ontology annotation, molecular function: protein binding. Bases 47 to 508 code for a protein of 153 amino acids. The transcript is spliced from 4 exons. Lineage: Eukaryota; Metazoa; Chordata; Aves; Passeriformes; Passeridae.